ACACAGUUUACCAAGUGAGCACAUAUGGGAAAUGCACAACAUCUGUAAGCGAUUUACAGCAGGAACACACAAGUCUAACAAGAAGAAAAAAGGAAUGAAGACAGAGCACCCAAGCAUGCUGGAGGAGGGGAAGAUUGAGCAGAGGAAUAAGACUGGGAGAAGAACCACAUGUCGGAUUAGAAAGAAGCAUGUUCGAGUGGGCUUAGCAGAAACUCUCAGCACAUUUGUCAUGAUGGUGUUUGGUCUAGGUUCUGUUGCUCAGGUGGUCACAGGAGGGGGGGUUUUUGGAGAUUUCCUGAGCAUUAAUCUGGGUUUCGGUCUUGGUGUAGCGAUGGGGGUACAUGCUGGUGGGAAAGUGUCAGGUGCUCACAUGAAUGCAGCAGUGACGUUUACUAUGUGCGUAUUGGGCCGUCUUAGCUGGAAGAUGCUCCCACUCUACGUAAUUGCACAACUGCUGGGCUCCUUUAUUGCUGCGGGAACAAUUUUCGCCUUGUACUACGAUUCCAUUAAUCAUUAUUGUGGAGGAAACCUCACAGUGUUUGGCCCCAAAGCAACAGCAGGGAUCUUUGCCACUUAUCCAGCUCCUUAUCUCUCAAUACAAACUGGAUUCUUGGACCAGGUACUUGGCACUGCCAUGCUGUUGCUAUGUCUGAUGUCUCUGGCAGAUAAGAGGAACCAGCCUGCCCCAACUGGUGGAGAGCCUGUAGCUAUUGGAGCUCUUGUAUUGCUGAUUGGAGUUUCCAUGGGCAGCAACAGUGGCUAUGCAAUCAAUCCCACCCGAGACCUUGGGCCAAGAAUUUUUACAGCAAUUGCAGGCUGGGGAAUAGAUGUUUUCAGGGCAGGUAACAAUUGGUGGUGGGUGCCCUUGGUGGCCCCAUUAGUGGGUGGAGUGACUGGUGCUUUGAUAUAUAAAGCAUUUGUGGAGCUGUUCCAUUCUAAGGAUAAAAAACCAAAGCCCAGUGGACCAUCAGAGCACAUACCGCUGGAUGAGUGCAAGAAAGACAACACUGAUGAGUGUGUGAACUGUUAACAAAUCGAGUACCACUGGAACCAGAGAAGGGACAAGAGAGAGGAGCUAAAGAAAAAAUAGAUUUUUUUUCUUAAAUAGAAAUAGAAAAGUAAAGAAGCACUAUAAUCAGCUCCUGCCUGUUUGGAUCUUAUGAGCUCAAAAAGUAAAAAAAAAAAUCCCUCACUAGACAAACAUUUACCAUGACUGAAGAAUAAACUGGCAUGAAGGAACUGUUUUUUUUCCCUCUCUUAAAGAUUGUGUCUUCAAAUACAUUUGAAACAAUACUAUGAAUUCAUGCCACUGAUUUUAAGUAGCAGGACCAUUAAUCAAUAGUUUACCUGGAAACAACACAAAACUGAACCACAUUUAUAAAUCAUGUGGGGGCAACGUUUACAAUUUUAUUUACAUGAUUGAGAUUUUUUUUUAAAAUUUAAGGUAACAUUUGAAGUUUCAAGGCUGGAUUCAUUAUUGAAAGUCAUUCCCUCACUAGCCACCAGCUGUUACUGUCUACUGUUCAAUUUAAUUAGACAGAAAUUGCAAACGUUUGACAGGUUACAUGUUUCAAAAUCCAAAGCACUCUGUCUUGAAGUCUCAAUGAUUCUAAGUUUUUCUUUGAAUAGUAUAUCGGUUGAUUAGCAGAAUAAGAUUACAUGGCUGAAUAGUUGUUAUAGAAACAAUAAUAUAUUACAACAUGCACAUUAAUGCAAUAUAAACUGUGAUUUAUAGAACUACUGCCAGAGAUGUCGUUAUGGAAAAUGACUCAGCAUCUGUUUUGAGAAUUCAACAGUGAUGCAAUAUACAGUUUAUUCGAUUUAGAGUUGAAAAAAGAAAGACAGCUUGCAGUGAAAUUGCAGUAAAAUGGAUAUUUUCCAUCAUUCAUUUUUCACACUGACAGAAUCUGAUGCUUCAACGCUUUGCAUUAGUCUGACCUCAGUGUUUAUGCACUACAACUAAAAUAUUGCACUCUUAACUCAAGUUUUUAAGUAUGUUCAAAUAAAACAUUCUAGCUCUAUUUGCCAUGUGUCUCUUCACGCUUUGCCUGCCCUCGAUCCCCGACCUUUAGCAGGACCUCCACUUGAUGGCAUUUGGCUGGGCUGCUUCUUUUUGGGAGCAGGAGGCUUGGUUUUGCCACGGAAAGCCUUGUCUGGGUCCAGCUUGUUCAGGAAUGUUUCAGAAGUCAUACCGGAGUUAACAUGGAACGUAAGAGGUUGAUAAAGAGAUGCCCAUUGCUGUAUUAGAACAGAGAAAGAGAGAGAGAGAUAUCAUGUGCUGGUACCAGAUGUAAACUGUUGAACUGUGCAAAAUGAGCAUGAUAAGCAUGGAAGAGGGUGUGUGAGUAAUGUCCAGGGUGGAUGGGUGGGUGAGUGCAUUAGCUCAGAUUUGAGGAAGUCCAAUUGCAAACAGCGAAAGAUUCCUCACUGAACUUCCUCACUGUUGGUGAACUAUUGUAACCCCUGGGCAUUAAUCAGUUGCUUCCUUACUAUAAGUCAUAAAUAUAAUGUGAUAUAUAUUUCACGUUACAGUGAUGCCUCGAGAUACGAGUGCUUUGACACAUACAAA
Molecule: messenger RNA, 2569 nt
Organism: Tachysurus vachellii
Lineage: Eukaryota; Metazoa; Chordata; Actinopteri; Siluriformes; Bagridae
Gene: aqp7
Product: aquaporin 7
Exons: 6
Coding region: 32-1030 (332 amino acids)
Biological process (GO): glycerol transmembrane transport; water transport
Cellular component (GO): basolateral plasma membrane; plasma membrane
Molecular function (GO): urea transmembrane transporter activity; water channel activity; glycerol channel activity
Source: RefSeq, a predicted model, not a curated record